AUGGACAAAGACGAGCUGAGUGGCGGACGCCAGUCUCCCAGAAAGCGAGAGACAGCAAACAACGAAAACAAUGCCGAUGAACAGCAAUCCCCUGCAUUGGGCUCCAGGGGAGAAAGCAUCUUCGUUGGCAUACAAGAUUACAGAACUACUCCUGUGUAUUUCAACAUGGUUGGACAAUUCGGUGGUCCGUGCUUUGACACGUCAACAAACUUUUGGAAAAAGAGCUUGCAAGUGGAGGUAGAUGGUUCGAUUGAAGCGUUUGGCACGCGGGAUUAUGCUCAAGUCCAAUAUCUUGCGCAAGACCCUCAACAAGUACAAGCGGCUGUGGACUAUGUCGGCCAACUCGCAAAAUAUGCCACUGGCAGGCUUUUCAUUACCGUGCUUCGCAAUCCAUCGCACAGGAACGGCCAACUCGAAGCAGUGGAUGGAGUCGCUAUGUCCGGCUUCUGGCUGGACCGCACAAAAUUUGUGACGUGCGCCCAUUUUCUGAAGACGGUCGAGGACACGAAUGCCGAUGAGACCGAAAGGUCCUUGAGAGAUGCAAAUCCACAGACACCGCGAGCCUUCGUUUCUAAUAGGAAGAAUGCUAGUCCCGGGGUGAGCACAAGCGAUUCUCAUUCGUGGCCCGUCCAUCUCCUGAGGCUCUCUCGAACUUCCGACAUUGCAAUUUUUGAGUUGAAUCAAGGAACAGCAAAAGGGGAGAGCCAUCCACCGCAUUCAAUCAGGUUGAGCGACCUAUCAGCAUUACUUACAGCGCCAUCUGCCGGGAAUGGGUCAAUCACCUCUUUCGAGCAAAUCAACCCAUCGUCACUGCCUCUUUUUGCAGCCUAUUACCCCGGUGACGAUGAUUUUGUCGAGAAUAGCGACGUGUCGCCUGUCCGAAAACAAUUCGCCAGGGAAGCCGGCAUAUUGAGCACGUGGGGAUUGUUUUGUGAGGAAGCCCGGCUCUUGAAUCCUGCAGAGGCAGGAAGGCCACCCAGCUUCAACUCGACAUUCGCAGCUCACAACCGGAGCGUAGCCUUUGGUCGAAUCGAGACACCCCAGAAUGCAGCAUUGUGGGAACCUAUGGCUGUUCGGGAGGUAUGGUGUGCCUCCUCUUCCACGAUGCAAGUGGCUGGCGAUCUGUCGUCGUGGGACUCUAUCAUGGGGAAAGCUGGAACGAUCGGAGAUACAACGAAAUCGUCGCUUUUACCCCAGCAUUCGUCGACGCCAUGCGAGCUGGGACCUUUUUGGAGCACUGACGAAGCUUGA
Messenger RNA from Fonsecaea monophora, 1251 nucleotides. RefSeq lists its product as hypothetical. The coding region runs from base 1 to 1251 and encodes 416 amino acids. The record is from RefSeq and is a predicted model, not a curated record. The transcript is spliced from 7 exons. Lineage: Eukaryota; Fungi; Ascomycota; Eurotiomycetes; Chaetothyriales; Herpotrichiellaceae.